CCUACGUCUACGACUCAUCCAGUCUUAAGCGUUUACGGAUCGUUCUCUGCCACCAGCUUAACUGAGACAUACAAGACUCGAGACGCAAGAACAAAAUAAUGCAAAUGUUCCAGACGCUCCAAGACCCCAGCUCGCAAGCCAGUCGCUCGACCCAAGGGAUCGAAUAUGCUGUCCAAGGAUCCCGUGCAAGUUUACUGCCGUUUGCGGCCCAUGCAAUCACCGAUGGAUGCGUCGUGCAUGAGAGUCACGUCUGACUCGACCGUGGUGAUAACGCCCCCGGAGUCGGCAGCCAAUUUUCGCACUGCGACCAGCAAAGAGAUACAAACGACGUUCAGCCACGUGUUCACAGCCGACGUGACGCAGCGGGAGAUAUUUAAGACGGUCGCCCUUCCUCUGGUCCAAAAUCUCAUUCACGGGAGGAACGGCCUGCUGUUUACGUACGGUGUGACGGGUAGCGGGAAGACGUACACGAUGACCGGGGAACCGCAGGAUGCCGGUAUUAUGCCUCGCUGCUUGGACGUUAUCUUCAACACUAUCGCGAAUUAUCAGACGAAAAAGUUUGUCUUCAAGCCGGACAAAUUGAACGGCUUCGACGUGCAAGGCGAGGCUGACGCUAUGCUCGAGAGGCAGCGCGAGCUUCACGCCGGUCUGUCGAGCCAAAGAACCGCGAGACCCGGCAAACACCGUAAGGUGGACAGCGAUGGUGACAGCAAUCCGGCGGUGGCCCAUGAGCGCAAUGAAUCGCAAAGUGUGGCAAUCGAGCUGGACAACGCGUACGCUGUAUUCGCCACGUACGUCGAAAUAUACAACAACAGUGUGUACGACUUGUUGGACGAGGAUGACAUGAGAACAAAGACGCUGCAGAGUAAAAUUGUUCGAGAAGACGGCAACAAGAAUAUGUAUGUACACGCUGUUACGGAAGUCGAGGUAAAGAGCGCAGAGGAAGCCUUUGAGCUGUUUCAACGUGGACAACGAAAAAGACGGGUUGCACACACGGCAUUGAAUGCAGAGUCGAGUAGAUCGCACAGCGUCUUCACCAUCAGGCUUGUGCAGGCACCUUUAGAUUGCGAGGGUGAACAUGUAAUGCAGGAUAAACGAGUCGUGUGCGUAAGUCAAUUGUCUUUGGUGGAUUUGGCGGGUAGCGAGCGAACGAAUCGCACGAAGAAUACCGGCCAACGUUUGCGGGAAGCAGGCAACAUCAACAACUCUCUCAUGACACUGCGAUCGUGUUUGGAAAUUUUAAGGGAAAAUCAGAGUCAAAGUACAAACAAAAUGGUCCCCUAUCGAGAUUCCAAGCUUACGCAUUUAUUCAAAAACUAUUUCGACGGGGAAGGACAGGUCAGAAUGAUAGUCUGUGUGAAUCCAAGAGCGGACGAUUAUGACGAGACGAUUCAAGUCAUGAAGUUUGCGGAAAUUACUCAAGAAGUGCACAUCGUCAGGUCUAAUCCUGUGAAAUUGGAUCUCGGUUUCACUCCUGGCAGAAGACAAGCGAAUAAGUUAUUCAAGGAAGCAAGAAGCAGAUUGGAGAGAGACGGUCGACCGGAGGCUGCCGAGUUGAACAUUGAUCUAGGCCUAGUGUACAGUUUGGGCGGACCGUUUCCUCAAUUGGAGACUGUCACUUCGGACAACGAUCAAAUAAUACAAUCCUUAAUACAAUUCUUGGAGCAACGUGUCAACAAGCGUAACAUACUUCGCGUGGAUUUACAAAGGAAACAAGAGGAUUUUAGACGAAUAUUAACGGCAAUUGAGCAAGAGAAUGUAAAUUUAAAACUUGAAGUAGCUUCGUUAAAAGCUGCAAAUACACAGCAGAAAAGAAAGAUAUCGGCAUUGGAAGGACACCUCUGCAAAACGGAGACGCAAAUCGAUAAGCUUUUGUGUAAAUUGAACAGUGCCAAUGAAAUGGUGCGAGGUUUACAGCAAGAGGUGAAAGAUCGGGAGUUGGUGUUAAAUCAACGCUUGAUAGAUGAGCAAAAAGUGAAGCAGAAAUAUAAUACAAAGAUGCUAGUCAAGACGGGCAAAAUGAACAGAGAGUUGGAAAUAAAACUGCGUCAACAGCGUGAACAUCAUCAGGUAAUCGUUCUGAUUUUGACUUGAUAAUAUUUAACAUUGAACAUUUGUUUUAAGGGGGGAAAUGCAUUUAGUAUUGUCUUCCGAAGACAUCGGCACGCGAGUUGCCAAUCUGCGGGAA
Messenger RNA from Vollenhovia emeryi, 2188 nucleotides. Its product is annotated as kinesin-like protein KIF23. Gene Ontology annotation, cellular component: microtubule; nucleus; kinesin complex. NCBI's taxonomy places the organism in Eukaryota, Metazoa, Arthropoda, Insecta, Hymenoptera, Formicidae. The record is from RefSeq and is a predicted model, not a curated record. Gene Ontology annotation, biological process: microtubule-based movement. Gene Ontology annotation, molecular function: microtubule binding; ATP binding; microtubule motor activity. The transcript is spliced from 10 exons. The coding region runs from base 166 to 2094 and encodes 642 amino acids.